Messenger RNA from Aphis gossypii (cotton aphid), 3267 nucleotides. RefSeq names its product glucose dehydrogenase [FAD, quinone]-like. The transcript has 5 exons. The record is from RefSeq and is a predicted model, not a curated record. Gene Ontology annotation, molecular function: oxidoreductase activity, acting on CH-OH group of donors; flavin adenine dinucleotide binding. Bases 422 to 2308 code for a protein of 628 amino acids. NCBI's taxonomy places the organism in Eukaryota, Metazoa, Arthropoda, Insecta, Hemiptera, Aphididae.
AAAUAUUUAUAAAUACUAAUUAUUUUGGAUAAUUUAAAUAAAUAAUUAAUACGUAACAGAAGGUAUAAAAAGACUUAAAAUAAAAAUGAAAAAAAUAUAUGUUUAUUAAUACACUAUUUCUUUAUCAGCACGACCUUCACUUGUAAAUUCUUUAUAUUGUGACCACUGUGAAAUUUAAAAUUGAAUUGUGUCUCAGUGUAAAUUCAGACGCAGGCAGACUAUGUUUAAAGAAAAAUGUCAUACGUAUAACUUAAUUUGUGAUUUACAUAAUUCAUACAGAUUACAGUGAUCUUAAAAACUAUGUAGUAAAUUAUAUUAUUUUUCGAUAAGCAUACUAAGUACCAACGCAUCUAUAAAAAUACGAUUAAUCAUAAAAUAAAUUAGUGUUGCUUACAAUUCUUUUUUUUUUUAAAAAAAAAAAAUGAAAUUUCUAAAAACAAUUUCACUAUCGAUUCAUAUCCGAAUAUCAUUGUAUUUAUUUAUAGUUUCAUUCGAACGUAGAUUUACAACAACAAGUAGUAGUAGAUUUCCUCCAUUGUUCGAAUCUGGGCUCAAGUACUUAGGUGAAACUAUUGAAUGGGAGUCACAUGAACCCAUCAACCGAGAAAGAGUUCUUUCGGAGUACGAUUUCAUCGUCGUCGGUGCCGGAAGUGCGGGUUCGGUAGUGGCGAGUCGAUUGUCCGAAAUAAAAAAUUGGCAAGUGCUGUUGAUCGAAGCUGGACAACACGCCACCCAUCUAAUGGACAUACCAUUGAUUGCUCCGCUAUGGCAAUUUUCCUCAAUCAAUUGGAACUACAAGACGGUGAAAAUGAACAAUUCGUGCCUAGGUUUCGAGGGCAGUCGGUGCAAAUUUCCAAGGGGCAAAGUCAUGGGUGGCAGUAGCAUAUUAAAUUACAUGAUAUAUACACGUGGAAACAGAAAGGAUUAUGAUGAUUGGGCAGAUAUGGGUAAUACAGGUUGGGACUAUGGCAGUAUUUUGAAAUAUUUUAUCAAAUCGGAAAACGCCAACAUGUCUCAAGCUGAAUCGGAUUAUCAUGGCCAAAAUGGAUUGUUAUCAGUGACCGAAGUCCCUUAUAGGACGCCAAUAGCGAAGGCUUUCGUUGAAGCUGGAUCACAAAUAGGACUUCCCGUUGCAGAUGUUAACGGGGAAAAACAAAUCGGAGUCAAUUAUUUACAGACCACCAUGAAAAACGGUCGUCGUUGGAGCACGAACACUGCGUUUCUGUUCCCAGCGAAAAAAAGACCAAACCUGCACGUGAAAAAGCUCAGCACAGUAACCCGGAUACUGAUAGACGAAGUGACGAAAAGGGCGAUCGGAGUGGAGUUUGUUUCAAAACGUAUGAAAUAUAGAGUGUUCGCGAGGAAAGAAGUGAUCGUUUCCGGAGGUUCCAUAAACUCGCCGCAGCUGCUCAUGCUAUCCGGUAUCGGUCCGAAGCAACACUUGGCGGACAACCGGAUCCCGUUGGUGAAAGACUUGCCGGUCGGCGAAAACCUGAUGGACCACGUGUCACUGGGAGGUCUAGCGGUGACGGUGAACGACACCGUGUCGAUAAGGCUGCAGAAAGUAAUCGACGAUCCAAAUAACCUGAACGACCUUUUGCAGAACCACAACGGCGUCUACACCAUACCGGGCGGCACCGAAGCUCUGAUCUUUGCGGACGCGGACAGACCGAAUUCGACAGACGGACGUACCAACCUCGAGCUGCUGCUCGUCACAGGACUGUACUCGUCCUACGAACUCCUGCCCAAGCUGUGUGGCAUGACGUCCGAAGUGUAUAACGCCGUUUACCGGGAAACCGACGUUAUGAACGGGUUUAUGGUGCUGCCGAUGGUGAUGCGUCCCAAGAGCAAAGGUCGGGUGUGGCUGAGGGACGCCAAUCCGUUUCACCACCCGCUAAUCGACCCCAACUAUUUCGCCGACGAGACCGACUUGGAUGUGAUCGUGGCCGGAGUCCGGCUGUUGCAGCGGAUGUUGCGCACCGGUCCGAUGAAGUCACUCGACGCCAAAAUCCUGGACACUCCGUUUCCGGGGUGCCGGCAACACGUGUUCGACACGGACGCCUACUGGAAGUGUGCCGCCCGACAGAUAUCGUUCACGAUCUAUCACCUGUCCGGUACGUGCAAGAUGGGACCGGAAUCGGACCCGACGGCCGUCGUCGACCCGAGAUUACGCGUGCACGGAGUCCAAGGGUUGAGAGUGGUGGACGCGUCGAUCAUGCCGGAAGUGCCGGCGGCCCACACCAAUGCACCGACGAUCAUGAUCGCGGAAAAAGCGUCCGACAUGAUCAAAGAAGACUGGGGCGUAUAGUCGUGGCAGUUAACGACACAAAAAAUUAUACAUGAGCACAUGUGUUGUUAUAUCCUGUAUAUAUAUAUUUAUUAUUUUUGUAUAGACGCGAAUCACGCGAUUGCUUAGUGUACAAAUAACUUAGAAAAUUCUGCCCAGUCUAUGAUUUUGUGUGUAUAUUAACCGAUAUGACUAAUAUCAAAUAAUUACCGAUUUCCCACGACGUAUUUUAUCAAUAAUUGUUGAAAUAAUUAAUGAGGUCACCCGCUAUACUUAAUCAAAAUUAAAUAUAUGUCAUAUCAACUUAAUGACAUAAUGAAAUAAUAUAUCCUUUUAUUGAAAAUUACGUUUUACUACAUUCUAUAGACAAUUUUUUUGACCGACAUUUUCAUUAAGUGGAUUAAAUUUAUUUUAUUCAAUAAAAAUUUGAUACUUUUGACAUUUCAAAAUUUACUUUUCAUAAACACAUUCUUGAUUUUUAAUAUUUUUUUUUUAGUAUACUGAGAACGUUUGCCAACAUUUGCCAUAUGUUUGAUAUCACUGAUAUUAUGGUAUUAAAUAAUUCACAAUUAUUCUUGAAACAAUAUUAAAAAUCACAAUGUUUAUGAAAAUAAAAUUUUGAAAUAUCAAAAUUUCCAGAAAAAUAAAUUCUGUUAAAUGGCUAAUUUAGAUUUUUCAUAAGAAAAUAAAAAAAAAUAAAAAAUAAAAAAAAUUGUUUUAAAUAUUAUAGUAAAGUAAAAUAUAAAAUACUUGUAGUUAUUGUUUUUGUGAGUUUUUUGAAAAAAAAAAAUAGAAUUAUGAUAUCUUCAUUAUUUCAGGAGAUAUCGCAAUGGGUAAAUCCUAACAGGACACCUAUAUAUAUAUAUAUAUAUUUUUUUUUAUUGUCAAAAAGUGGCACCUAUAACGUAAAAUUAACAUUUUGUUUAUUUAUUUUUUUAGUGGAAUAGUGUGUAAUAGUGUAAAUAAAUAUUAUUUUUAUA